Messenger RNA from Thermothelomyces thermophilus ATCC 42464, 1340 nucleotides. RefSeq lists its product as uncharacterized. The transcript has 2 exons. Gene Ontology annotation, biological process: potassium ion transport; proton transmembrane transport. Gene Ontology annotation, cellular component: mitochondrial inner membrane. Bases 248 to 1072 code for a protein of 274 amino acids. The record is from RefSeq and is a predicted model, not a curated record. NCBI's taxonomy places the organism in Eukaryota, Fungi, Ascomycota, Sordariomycetes, Sordariales, Chaetomiaceae.
GGCUCGCUCAACUCCCAAAAUACAUGAUGAACCGACGCGAUCUCUGUUUCUGCAUCUAGGCACCGCGGGAUUCCUCUCUCUUUUUCCCCCCCCCUCCCCUUCCUUCACUCGCCUCGCGCCCACUGUUUGGGCAGCUCUGCCGACAAGACAAGCACGCCUUCUGAGAAGUGUUUUUUGGACCGAGUUUUUGUUUUUGUCGCAGUAGCCCCCCUCCCCGAGAGGCAGCCGAGGCCUCCCGCGACUCGACAUGAUGCGCCUCUACCUGCUGCCCAUCUCGACAAGGCGCACCCUCCUGUACUGCCAGCGACUGAACGCGCCGGCGUCGGAAAAGCAGACAUGGUCGGACUGGAUCCAGGCCAAGGCCGCGCGCACAUGGUCCGGCUGGGAGAAGAAGGAGAACGGCUGGCAGAAGUCGGUCGCCAACUACGGCAACCAGGUGCUACGCCGCAUUCCCUACGAGGAAUGGGGUUUGAAAUUGGUUCCCCCGCUAUCCCAGCGCCGGAAGCAGGUUGAGCUGAAGGGCACUGAAAAGGUCGAGGUUAUCUACCCCAAAAGCCUGCUGGUCAUGGACCAGGUACCUACUAUCCUGUACCGCCUGGCGACCGAGAGGGAGGCACUUCACAAGAGGCGGUUGUUCUGGUGUUUCGUCGGCAUGCCCCUGACGGCCCCGAUUGCGAUCCUUCCACUCAUUCCCAACCUUCCGUUCUUUUACCUAGUCUAUCGCGCCUGGUCGCAUUGGCGGGCUCUGGCGGGCGGGAGGCACCUCCAGUUUCUCGUCAAGAACAACCUUCUCGUCGCGACGCCAUCUCCCGUCGUCGACGAGGUGUAUGCCCAGCAGAAGCAGCCGCUCCCGUCUACCCCCGAGCCAACAACGGGCUCCAACGAGAAACUCGUCGGCAACCCCGGUCCCGCGUCGUCAACUGGCGCACAAGACCGGAAUGGCGAAACCAUGUUGCUGUCGCAGGCCAAUGGGAAGAAGAUGACGCAGGCGCUCGACUUGCCCCAGCUCGAGGCCGAAUUGGAACGGGCUAUAUGGCAGGUUGAAACGGCCAUCAAUAAAAAGCAGCGCUGAAGUUGCUGCCAAGGAUUCGGAGCAGGAGAAGACGAGUGCAAACGAGAAGGAAUCGCAAUGAAACGACGCCGAACGAAAUGUAUGUUAACGUGUAAGAUCUGGCUGUCGCCAGGAGAGCAAGAGACGGUUGGCUUUGGAGUUUGUUGGCUCGGAUAUCCCGCUGCGGCCUCACUCACGAAGAGACCACCUCCUCACGAACGGGCGGUUCAAAAGAGGUUUUCAAGUCCACUCAAGCUUCUCGACCCGAAUCACAAACAGACGUGGUCAC